This is a messenger RNA of Ceratitis capitata (Mediterranean fruit fly), 3624 nucleotides long. RefSeq names its product WD repeat-containing protein 63 (gene mmm). The record is from RefSeq and is a predicted model, not a curated record. Gene Ontology annotation, molecular function: dynein heavy chain binding; dynein light chain binding. Gene Ontology annotation, biological process: cilium movement involved in cell motility; inner dynein arm assembly. The transcript is spliced from 9 exons. Bases 229 to 3597 code for a protein of 1122 amino acids. Gene Ontology annotation, cellular component: inner dynein arm. Lineage: Eukaryota; Metazoa; Arthropoda; Insecta; Diptera; Tephritidae.
UUAGUUUAUUAAAUUAUAUAGCAUUAUGCAAAAUUUAUUUAAGAUCCUUAGUACAUAACACACGCCAAAUGUUCCAUAAAUAAAUUUAAUAAACUCUGGCUAUGUUGUCAUGGCAAUCGAAAACAAAUUUCUCAUCGUGAUUUUUCUGAGUAGACAAAUAAAAAAUCAAGUUUGUUACUUCUUUAAUUCAUUUUCAAAAAGAAAACUGAAAAGAGAAAAGGCACUAUAAUGUCAAAGUCUAUUACCAGUCUGAACAUGAAGCCACAAGCACGGCGGAAAAAAUCGCGGAUUCAUUUGGCUAAGCCCAGCAUUCUGAAUACUGCUGUUACCGAACAAGAUGAGGUCGAUGCCGAGGAUGGAUCGGAUGUUCAAUUGAUAACGACCGGAAAGCUUCAUGUGAAGAAAUGGCGCGAACCCGAAUCUGAUGAUGAAGACAAUCCCGAAAACAAUUAUGAUAUCGCUGAAGCUUGGCGAAGUCUCUUUAGCUUGCCAUCUUGUCAUCAAAUAAUGCUGAAGGAAAUUGUGCAACGUCGUUUACAACUAUUGGUUGGGUUAAAUGUUACUCAAGAAUUCCCGUGGAAACAAAUAAAAUACAAAACCUUAAUAGACCAUAUGGAAAACAUAGAGUACGGCGAUUUUAUAAAUACCGCUCUUGAAGGAUGUAGCUUAGAGGAUCAUAUAUUGUUUGGUUACGCGCCUAUUUUAACGGAAAACCAAGACGAUAUUCCUGAGGGCGAUCCUUUUAUUGUUUUCCUAAACCCAACAGACGCUAAAACAGCCUUGACAGUAAUUCGCAACAUGGAAUUAUAUGAACGUUGGGUAAUUAACAAGCGCUUGAUAAAGAAACCACGUAGGUGGCUUUCAUUGGGUAGUGAGAAUGAAGUGAAUAUGACCAUAGAACAAACUCGAACAAUUCCUUUGGAGGUAGAAGUACAAAGCGUAUAUCCAUUAAAAAUACCCCAGGUUAAAGAAUUUUCUUUACGUAAAUCCUCGGAUGUAAGAGAUGGAUAUGUUGAGCUUUUGCCCAGCGAUAUGAUAAAAUUUGAAAACAUAACUCGAAGACGUGUAACUAUAGGUAUUCAAUCCGCUCCAGCUUUAAUUGAUUUGGAGCAACAAACGGACCCCACUUUUCCCACAAAUGCUUGGUCACAAUAUUUUUAUGAAAUAACUGAUGGAGAGGGAAUAGAUGAAACAUCUGAGGAAGAAGUCUCAAAAGAUCAAUUGCAGUCAUCACCAGAACCUCGAAUUCAAAAGUCCCCACCUGAACUUUCAUCAAAUAUUCGGCUUUUACUGGAAACCCUAGAAUUUAAUCAAAUUGACAUGUAUCGCAAUGACUACGCAUACAUUUGCAAUAAACCUAUUGAACACUACUCCACGCCGCAUUUGGAAGAAAUAUUAUGCUUUGCUAACAUCUCGAAGAGCUACGAACGCUACGUUUGUGGGAUUGAUUGGUACUCCACUUUGUCGGGAUUGAUUGUAACAUCUUACACUUUUAAUACUCCCGCUACUGUUGAAUUAAUAACACAACCUGUGGACGUAGUACAGCGAGCUGUGUUACAACCCAACCCUAUUUUGAUGUGGAGUUUCGCUGAUAAUUUAAACUACAAACUACAAUUCGAGUCGCCGCAAGAGAUAACCGUGCUAUCAUUUUGCCCGCACGACCCAAAUCUUUUAUUUGGUGGCGGUAAAAAUGGCCAAAUUUUAGCUUGGGACCUACAAGGUCGUGCAGAAAAGCUCGAUACUGAAGAGAUUCUCACAGCAGCACAAUCGAAGUAUCGUGUGUUAAUAGCAGAUUUUUUAAAAUGGACCAUACAGAUAAACGAGGAUGCUAUUGUACCGCCUGUGAUGUCAUCAGCAUUGGAAGUGUCCCAGAAAUCUGCUAUCACUGGUAUAUAUUGGCUGGGUCAUCACUUUUACGUAAAUUCUUUUGGCAAGACCCUAACUGAUCCCAAUAAAGAAUUUGUACAUAAAUUCUUUCUCACUUGUUCUGUGGAUGGAACGAUUUCUUUUUGGGAUUUGGAUUCAACGAACGAUAGGAAACUACAAGCUGGAACAUUGAGGCAUGAACAACCCAAAGCUUUGACACAGAGCGAGUCAGUCUAUAAAAAUAAAGUUAUAAAGCCUAUAUUUACAGUUGUAUUUAAUGAACCAAUAACCUCAUUAUUUUGCGAUUCGUCUGUAUUUCACUGCAAAGCUCUAGAUGGAGAAAGGAAAAGAAUUAAUUCUAAUAAUUUUUUCACAAUUCUUGAGCCAAUGGAUCCGAAAGAAAUACGACAGUCAGUUAUAACUUCCUCAUUUUAUGGACAUAUUGAAAGGCUGAAUUGGUUGGGCUCAUAUGCCGAUGAGGAAUGUCGCGAGACUGUCUCUAAAUCAAUAAAUUUUGCAAGAGUUCACGAUGGACCAGUAAUAGCUAUAAGAAAGAACCCAUUUUAUCCAGUUGUCUUUGUUUCUAUUGGUCGUACUAUAUUUGCCGUAUGGAAGGAAAAUUUUAGCUAUUCACCAGUAUUUUGGAGAAAAUGUUCUGCAGAUUUAACAGCUGUAGCGUGGAGUGAGUCUCGUCCUGGAAUGCUCUUUCUUACUCGUAUUGACGGAAACAUGGAAGCUUGGGAUAUUCUAGCACGUGACGAUGAUGCUUGCUAUAACGAUAUUCUGGGGGGUGGAAUAAUAACAGCCAUAUCGGAACAUCGACCAUCAGAACCUGAAAAACUACUAGGUAUCGGUGAUUACAAUAGUAGUUUCCGAAUGAUGAAGUUACCGCAAAGUUUUUACAUCCCAGAGCCUAAAGAAUUAGAGAAAGUUAAAGAAUAUUUUAGUAAAGAAGAAAGCCGCAAAAAAUCUAUACAGACUUGGGAAUACGUGUACUUCGAAAACAACCGUGAUGUAAUUGAAGCAAAGCGUCAAGCCGAAAUUGAUACAAGAAAAGAGGUGGAACGUCUGGAAAAAGAGUACUUAAUCAAUGCAACACGCAAGGUUAAGGACAAUGCAGAUGAUAAUAAAGAUGAAUCUAAGGCUCUUUCGUACACUGAACGAAUGAAACGUAUGUGGGAUGAUUUGAAUCUAAAUCGUUUGCUAAGCAUUUUAAUGUCGCGCAAACGUGUCGACGAAGAAAAAUUAGAAAUAGAAACUAGGCUAGAAAAAAAACAUUUAGCUUAUGAAGCUGCAAAAAAACAAUCGUUAAUUCGCAUCCAACAACGUGUAGCUGAAGAAGUAGCAGCGGUAAGGGCGAGGAUAUUACCACAUGAGAAAGUUGACAUGCAACGUAUAGAUAUGAUUAUUUCAUCUGUACGGGAGUUGAUGGAGACUGUUGAUGACUACAUUGAUAUUGAAAUUAUCUCAAAUGAAAUAGUAAACAAUUUUGACUCGUUUGAUACGUUGGGUUAUAUUGACAUUUUGCAUCGUGGAGAUCAUCGUCGCCGUUUGCUGAACAAAUCAAUUGGUGGAAAUACUGAGCGAAUAUAUUGGUAUGAAUGUAAGCAAGAUGAAGACCUCCUAGAAGAAUGCAAAUGGUGGUGCGAGAGUUUCCUCGAUGCUCAAGUAUACCAAAAAGAAGGUCAAGUUUUCGAUUUAAAUGUGACAAAUAAUAUUAGUGAGGAAUAAGUGUAUUGAAAUAAUUUCGACAUACUU